This is a messenger RNA of Drosophila obscura, 1552 nucleotides long. It is a transcript of the gene Ccz1, whose product is annotated as vacuolar fusion protein CCZ1 homolog. The record is from RefSeq and is a predicted model, not a curated record. The transcript is spliced from 4 exons. Gene Ontology annotation, biological process: vesicle-mediated transport. Bases 89 to 1525 code for a protein of 478 amino acids. Gene Ontology annotation, cellular component: Mon1-Ccz1 complex; intracellular membrane-bounded organelle. NCBI's taxonomy places the organism in Eukaryota, Metazoa, Arthropoda, Insecta, Diptera, Drosophilidae.
UGACAAGCAUGGGUUUUCUUUAACAGAAACGCGUUAGGAAAUUUUUGUAAAAUAAAUAAAUUAAACAAUAAAAUAAAUUUGCGCAACUAUGACGAAAUUGUUGCAGCGCCUGGAGGUCACGCUUCGUAGUUUUUACGUGUUCAACUCGAGCUUUGGCGAGAAGGAAGGCGAGGAACACAAGAAGGUUUUGUAUUAUCAUCCAAACGACAUCGAACUGAACACCAAAAUCAAGGAUGUGGGCCUCAGCGAAGCAAUCAUCAGAUUUACUGGCACAUUCACUUCCGACGAUGACUGCAAGGCGCUGCAUACCCAAAAGACAACACAGCUAUUUUACCAGCCCGAGCCGGGCUUCUGGCUGGUCCUGGUGCUGAACGUGCCCAAGGAAAUACGGCUCAAGGAGGGCGUGGAGGUGGCCGACUACCGGGGCGGCGAAGUCUCCGAUCGCAUAUACAGGGCCAUCCUCCGCCAGUGCUACCAAAUGUAUCGCUUCCAGCAUGGAACACUGGCGUCGGUUGGCGCUGGACUGGAGCAGGCUGAUCAGCGACGCGAACUGCUCUCCGGGCAAUUGCUGCAGUUUUACGAGAAAUAUCUGAUCAGCCUGAAGGAUCUGGCCCACUGUGAUAUCAUUGACAUGCUCCAUUCCAUACAGUACCUGUCCCUGGACAAGGCUCUCUUCCUGCGGGCGCACAACUUUGGCAUGCUGUGCGCCACCUUUCCGGUGAUCAAGGAGAGCAUUAUGCUCUACAACGAGCAGAUCGUCUGCGGUGGCAAGCUCAGUGCGGGCGAUCUCUACAGUCUUCAUGCGUACAUUGUCCAAAAUGUCCUGGCAUUGGAGUCGAACGCAUCAUCUGCCGCCACUCCUGUGCUAAAGCGCAGCAUCAGCGAGUGCCAAGCGAGAGGAUUUGUACGCUGCGCUCCCGGCGAUGCCAGUGAUGGACAGGAGGAAGCGCUGCCUCUUACGGUCUACAUAUCCGUCGAAAAUCAAGCUACGCCAUAUUAUUUGCUCAUAUAUCGUGCUCUACACAUUACCCUAUGUCUUUUCCUCGAUGCCAAACAGCCUGCUCCAAGGCAGGACCUCUACGACGAACUGCAUGCCUACAUUGCGCCGCAGCUGACGUGUCUGGCACGUGAUAUUUCCAGCGAAGUGUCAAAGGAAGCCCUGGCCCAUCCUGGACAGGACAGCGGCUCAGCGUCCAACGAUGCCACACCCAAGUAUCUGUUCAUCAACGAACAGAGCCUUCAGCACCACACGAAUAUCCACAGGAAUGGCAUUCCGCGUAAUGUUAUGAGCGUAAUUGCGGAUCUGAUCAAUCCCGGCGAGCAUUUGGAUGUGGCAGCUACCGCGUCCACCGAGGAGCUUCAGGUGAAGACCACCAAUGACUAUUGGAUUGUGAAGCGGCGCUGCAACUGGCGGCAGUACUAUGUGAUUUUAUGCAACAGCAAGGCGACCCUUCUGGACGUGACGCAAGAGGCGAAGCGUAUAUUUGAACAGGAGCUCACAGAUGAUGUAUUCUUUGACAAAUAAAUAGCAGUAUGAGGUAAACGAAGGGGG